Messenger RNA from Pieris napi, 2508 nucleotides. RefSeq names its product acetylcholine receptor subunit beta-like 2 (gene nAChRbeta2). Lineage: Eukaryota; Metazoa; Arthropoda; Insecta; Lepidoptera; Pieridae. The transcript has 11 exons. The record is from RefSeq and is a predicted model, not a curated record. Gene Ontology annotation, cellular component: postsynaptic membrane; synapse; neuron projection. Gene Ontology annotation, molecular function: acetylcholine-gated monoatomic cation-selective channel activity; transmembrane signaling receptor activity. Gene Ontology annotation, biological process: signal transduction; monoatomic ion transmembrane transport; regulation of membrane potential. The coding region runs from base 111 to 1721 and encodes 536 amino acids.
UUAGAAUUUUCAAUCCACUAUAUUCCCGCAACAGUGUACAUUUCUACGUAAGGUUUGUCGUAGACCUUUAAAAAACACAGUAUAAAUGCGUUUCUACAAAUUUUACUAAGAUGAAGUUUGUUUUUGUGUGGUCUCUGUUUAAUAUCAUAAACAAUUGCCGGGGUGUAAAGCUAUUAGAGGCAAACCCCGAUGUGAAGCGGCUCUACGAUGAUCUUCUCAGUAAUUACAAUAGGCUUAUACGUCCAGUCAUGAAUGUUAGUGAUAUAUUAACUGUAAGACUUGGUCUAAAGUUAUCUCAACUUAUGGAGGUCAAUUUAAAGAAUCAGGUCAUGACAACCAAUCUAUGGGUUGAACAGAAAUGGCAGGACUACAAGUUAACCUGGGAUCCAGCUGACUAUGGCGGUGUUGAGAUGUUGUACGUACCCUCAGAACACAUUUGGUUGCCAGACAUAGUAUUGUAUAAUAAUUGGGAUGGAAAUUACGAGGUUACACUAAUGACAAAAGCAACGCUAAAAUACACUGGAGAAGUAAAUUGGAAGCCGCCUGCCAUUUACAAGUCGUCCUGUGAGAUUAACGUGGAGUACUUCCCCUUCGACGAGCAGACAUGCUUCAUGAAGUUUGGUUCCUGGACUUAUAAUGGGGCUCAGGUGGACCUCAAACACAUGGAUCAAUCUCCGGGCAGUAGUUUGGUGCACGUUGGUAUAGAUUUGAGUGAGUUUUAUCUGUCUGUGGAGUGGGAUAUACUCGAAGUUCCAGCAACGAGAAAUGAAGAGUACUACCCAUGUUGCCCUGAACCCUUUUCUGAUAUAACGUUUAAACUGACAAUGCGCAGAAAGACACUCUUCUACACCGUGAACCUGAUCAUUCCGUGUGUGGGCCUCACAUUCCUUACCGUGCUUGUGUUUUAUCUCCCUUCAGACUCGGGAGAAAAGAUAUCGUUAAGCAUCUCAAUAUUGGUAUCAUUGACGGUGUUCUUCCUGCUGAUGGCGGAGAUCAUACCGCCGACGUCCCUCGCGAUCCCACUGUUAGGAAAGUAUUUGCUGUUCACCAUGGUACUGGUAUCGCUUAGUGUAUGGAUGACAGUCCUGGUGCUUAAUGUGCACUUCAGGUCCCCCUCUACGCAUACGAUGUCUCCGUGGAUGAAGAAAGUGUUCCUCCAGUUCAUGCCUAAACUGUUAAUGAUGAGGAGAACCAAAUACUCGUUGCCAGACUAUGAUGAUACCUUCAUGUCUAACGGAUACACAAAUGAGCUGGAUAUGAGAAGUUAUGUUUCCAGCAGGGACAGUCUGACGGACGCAUUUUCCACUGGUAAAGGCGAUGAUGGGGAUUACCGAAAAUCGCCAGGACCUGAAGACGAUAUGCUCGGGGCAGGUGCUCAUCAACGACCAUCAGUGACGGAUUCUGAGAACAUGUUGCCGCGCCACUUGUCGCCUGAAGUAGCGGCCGCCUUGCAGAGUGUGCGAUUUAUCGCACAACAUAUCAAGGACGCCGACAAGGACAACGAGGUUGUUGAAGAUUGGAAAUUCAUGUCUAUGGUACUAGACAGGUUCUUCCUCUGGCUGUUCACCAUUGCCUGCUUUGUUGGGACCUUUGGAAUCAUCUUCCAAUCACCUUCACUCUACGACACCCGUGUUCCAGUUGAUCAAGAACUGUCUUCUAUUCCGAUGAGGAAGAAUAACUUCUAUUACCCUAAGGAUGUUGAGACAAUUGGUAUUGUGUAGACGAAGAAUACAGCCAUGUUCUAAUAAAGAUAUAAAAUAUAAUAAAGUAUUACUAUCAAAAAUUGAAUGAUUCUAGCGUUUACUGCUUUCUUAAAUAAAAGGCGUAAACUGGACAGGAAGACCUGGCACUGUUCUAAAUCGCAAACAGUAUUUUUAUGUUUUAAUUAAAUAAAAUAAUAAUAAUAAAUAGACAAAAAGACGUUUAACUUCUAGUUAUAGUUAAAACUUAAUGUGUACGUAAUACAUAACAAAUACUAACUCCGCAUUUCGAAAUUUGAAGGCUUCAGUCAGUGAGAGAUCGUUGCAAGCCUUUCGAUACACGAAAUAGAACUUUAAAAUCAUGUUAAAGUUGUAGCAGAUGUCUACAGGCUGUGUUAACAAUAUGUGUUAUAAUACAUUGUCAAUAAUUUAAGUCUUAGAUAGAUUUUACUGUGGUGGAAUUAAUGACUCUUUAGUUUUUUUGCAAGGUUUGUAAGAAGUGUCCACAUGAUUACGAUCUUAAGACAAAAUUGUAGUCUUUACUUCAUAAUAAUUCUCUCGACUCGCCAACGUUCAAUCACAAGUUUGUGUCAAAUAUUUUUAUAAAAAGAGUACGCGUAAAAUUCCUUUUAUGCAAACUCGUGGUAUGCAAUUUAAUUAAUAAGUAAUUAUUAGUAGUUUCAAUGAUCACACUUAAUUAGCGAUAUACAAGGUAUAAUUUUAAGUAUUAAGGCUGUGAAUUUUACUUUUACUAAUAUGUAAUAAGGUUCUAUGUAAUUUAGAAGCACAAUAUAUAAUCUAUUAUGAA